UCUACGCGAAAGAGAUCUUGUAGUGAGCAGUUUUCCCAAACCUCUUCUUUUGCAUCUGUUGGAGCGCAUGAUUUAGGGCUCACAUCCACCCGUGAACUGAGCGCAGUCACUAGCAAGGCAAAGGCUUUCUGAGGCAUUAGGGGUCAAUUCACGUUCGCUAAAGUUCUCGACAGUUGUGACUGUCCGUCUCGCUUUAUCACGCACGUGUAAAUGGAGCAAAGCGACUCAAAACAAGGAGCGGAUAACUCACCCUCGCCGGGCGCCCACCGCACGUGCGAGGUAAACAUGCCUGUCCAGCAAGAUCAGUCCAGAGCGUGCGACAUUUGUCUUCUCUCGUUCGACGAGUACCACGUGGUAAACGAGGAGCGACAACCAAGACUCAGAAGAAAGGAGCAUCCAGUCACCACACCCUGUGGCCACACGUUCGGCGCCAUGUGCCUCGGGCACUGGCUCAAGAGUCAGCAAUCAUGUCCCAUGUGCAGAGCUCCCCUGACGAGUGCCCAGAUCCUACAUGACCACACAGAUCCAAAACUGUCCGUCGUCUUUUGCGAAUACGAAGGGAUGAUACCCCCGAGCACGCUGAAGCUGAGGGGGCUUUAUGGCAGGGGCUGUAAGAAGGGCAGUGUAUUCAACCUUGAAGGCACGCAGUUUGUGAUUCCAGCGAACGGAAGCCAAAGGCGCGUGUUAUACAACGACGACAAAAGCAUCGUGCUAAUCUCAAUCGUGACCGACGAACUCUCACACGCAUUUGAACUAGAAGGCAUGACGCAAAGAAUUUCACUGUUCCCCAACGCUGUCACCAUCGAUCUGUUGACCAACAGCGAGCUGUGGGCCUUGACGAACGAAGCGCUGGCCUCAAGACAGAUCAGGAUCAAUGGACGGGCAUUUGAGGUGCCACCUGACACCCGUGCCGUAGCGUUGACCUUGGAUGGGGAGGUGGUGAGAUGUGUAAAAUUUUUCGAGGACUGGGUCAGGAAGCCGGCUCAGACUGGCCAGGCCAUGUAG
Messenger RNA from Verruconis gallopava, 1005 nucleotides. RefSeq lists its product as uncharacterized. The record is from RefSeq and is a predicted model, not a curated record. Bases 211 to 1005 code for a protein of 264 amino acids. Lineage: Eukaryota; Fungi; Ascomycota; Dothideomycetes; Venturiales; Sympoventuriaceae. Gene Ontology annotation, molecular function: zinc ion binding. The transcript has a single exon.